ACACACGAGGGUGCGGAGCAGCCAUGUUUCACUUCAUUGAGUCACGUGUCGUGGAGCUUGUCCUGUACAUGUGCCUCGUCAUCCUCGUUCACCUCUUCCUCACGGCGCUCGCGGUCGACGUGCGCAAGGAGAUUGCCGCGCUCGCGAAGGUCUACGACAAGUACUACAAGGUCGUAUACCGCGGCCAGAAAAGAAUGAAAUUGAAAGAAGCAGCGACAGAAAGGCCAUCCCCACAGGACCCCCCUUUGGUGGCCUCUAAAGAAGCUCGUCGCCAAAGACACCGCCGUCGCUACCUCGACGCCCGGCCACCAUGGAAGCAACUUUCAAACCAGAUUGCUUCACCUGCAGCAGCAAGCAGUCUCUGACAAGCCAGAAGAAGCCACAAGUGGAAAGCGGGGAUUUCAAUAUUCGCUGAUAUACCACAUUUAGGUUAACGUCGUUUGACAUGCGCUGAGCGCGCGAACGUAACUUUACUAGCGGCCUUACGCACCACUCACGCGCAAUGUCGGCUGUAAUUUUACUCUGAUAAAGUGAACAUUCUGUGUUGAACGGAAAUUACAGUUAUAUAUCUUAUGCCACGAGAGGUUCAAGGGAAA
This is a messenger RNA of Rhipicephalus microplus (southern cattle tick), 596 nucleotides long. RefSeq names its product tetraspanin-33-like. The record is from RefSeq and is a predicted model, not a curated record. Lineage: Eukaryota; Metazoa; Arthropoda; Arachnida; Ixodida; Ixodidae. Gene Ontology annotation, cellular component: membrane.